Molecule: messenger RNA, 2320 nt
Organism: Myripristis murdjan (pinecone soldierfish)
Lineage: Eukaryota; Metazoa; Chordata; Actinopteri; Holocentriformes; Holocentridae
Gene: lpar3
Product: lysophosphatidic acid receptor 3
Exons: 3
Coding region: 114-1190 (358 amino acids)
Biological process (GO): G protein-coupled receptor signaling pathway
Cellular component (GO): membrane
Molecular function (GO): lysophosphatidic acid receptor activity
Source: RefSeq, a predicted model, not a curated record
CUUCCUGAGAGCAGCUCCGACACCAUGCUGGGAAGAGUCCGACACGGAAUGAGUCACCAGUUCUGCUGACGGACCACGGACAGUUUACCGGCCACUACAGGCUCCCCAACAAGAUGGCGGGGCAGAAUCAGAGUCAGUGCCACUAUGGCGAGAUCAUGGAGUUCUUCUAUAACAACAGCAGCCAAAAGAAAGAUGAAUGGGACUCCACCCAGCUCAUCCUGGUCCAGGUGGUGGGCUCUCUCUUCUGUUGUUUCAUCCUGGUCUCCAACGCCAUGGUCAUAGCCGCUGUUAUCACUAACAAGAGGUUCCACUACCCUUUUUACUAUCUCCUCGCCAACCUGGCUGCCUCGGACUUCCUGGCUGGGAUAGCGUAUGUGUACCUCAUGUUUAACACGGGGCCAGUGUCCAGACUACUGACAGUUAAGGGUUACUUCAUCCGCCAAGGCCUCCUGGACACUAGUCUCUCGGCUUCGCUGGCCAACCUGCUGGUGAUAGCCCUGGAGCGCUACAUCUCUGUCAUGAACUGGAAAGUCCACAGCAACCUGACAAAAAGGAGAGUGACCCUGCUGAUCGUGCUGGUGUGGGCUAUCUCGAUCUUCAUGGGGGCUGUGCCGAGCCUGGGCUGGCACUGCAUCUGUAACCUGGAGGACUGCUCCCAGCUGGCUCCCAUCUUCAGCAGGAGCUACCUGAUCUUCUGGUCGGUGUCUAACCUGAUUGUGUUCCUGGUUAUGGUGUGCAUCUACAUGAGGAUCUACAUGUAUGUCAAGAAGAAGACGUCAGUGCUGAAUCCACACACCAGCGGCUCCAUUAACCGCAAGAGGACGCCCAUCAAGCUCAUCAAGACGGUCAUGACUGUGCUUGGGGCCUUUGUGAUCUGCUGGACCCCUGGCCUGGUGGUUCUACUGCUGGAUGGCCUCCACUGUGAGAAAUGCCAGGUCAUGCUCUUCAAACGCUGGCUGCUGCUCCUUGCUGUGCUCAACUCUGUCAUGAAUCCCUGCAUCUACUCUUACAAGGAUGAGGAAAUGUGGACAACCUUCAAGAACCUCCUCCGCUGCAUAGGCAACGGCACCCGAAGGCAGCGGUCAUCGAGGGCCAACGCAAGGCCGCUUAGCUCUGCGCAGGACACGGGCAACAGUCAGCCUCCAUCAGACGAGACCAAGAGUGACGAACAGGGCAUACUCAAGACCUGAAACUAGAGAGACAGAGGCAGUUCUCCUGUGAACUUGCAAGAACUUGCACCUAGCUCUGGUCGGAUGUCUUUAGUGAAGCCAUUGAUGGGUCUUGACUUAACAGACAAAGCCAAACACAUGACGAGGUUCAAACAGGUGAACCGCUCCAGUGUUGGCUGGACUUGUGACAAGUGGCUUUUGAUGCACUAUUAAUGCCCACAGUGGGUGUGAUUUUGGACACAUAACUUCCAUUAUUUUUUUUAAGGAGAGAUUCCUGUUGAUGUUUUAUCCUGCUUUUUGCAUUUUCCUGAUGACAUUCCUGGUGGUUAUUUAAACUUGGAGGAGUGGCUGAAGCAAGUUCACAAUAUGAAGUACUCAAUAGUACAUUUCUCUUUUUACCUAAAAGGAAAUAAGGGUAAAAAUGAUGCAAAGGGUGAUCUUAGUUUGCUACCUAACAUAAAUCUCUGUAACUCUCUGGAAUUUUGAUAUCAGUUUACCAUUUGUAUCUUUUUAAGGCAGCAAUACUGUAAUGGAUGAACUAGUUGAGAAAUGCCUAGUCAUAUUCUGUAAAACUAAAGUUGCUUGGGGAAGGGGUUUUCAUGAAAAAACAUUUUUACACAAAGAAAAAAAAAACCCUCUAUACUACUGUACUGUACAUGUCUACCAUAAACUGUAAGAUACUGUCAUAAAGAACUGAUGUAAUUUCAACUGUAAGACAGCUAGUCAGCUGAAAACCUUAUAAAAUUCCAAAAAUUUCAACAUCAUUGCUAGUAGCUUGACACCCAUGCAUUUUUCAGUUUGCCUGGUUUUAAGGCUUUUAAUGAACCUAAAUGCUGUAGAGGUGAAUGAAUGAUUUCAAUUGAAUUUAAAACAUGGACAUCACCGCCAAGUUGAGUUUUUUUUUUUGUUUUUUGUAUGUGUAUGCAUUGAUAUCCAGCAUUACAUGCUUAUUUUGGUCUGUUGUAGCUAUUACAACUCAGUUUGGACAAUCACACGUCAUCAUCUUGCUUUGUAAAGCAGUUUUGCCUCCAGGGAAGAGAUAAGAGUCAAGAGUUUGUCUCCCAAUCUGUCUGUCUUUAUCAGCUCAACUAAACAAACAGACAAAACGCUCAGCUGCAGCUCCUCACCAAGGCAAACCUGUUCUCCCUGUG